This is a messenger RNA of Manis pentadactyla (Chinese pangolin), 5069 nucleotides long. It is a transcript of the gene LARGE2, whose product is annotated as LARGE xylosyl- and glucuronyltransferase 2. The record is from RefSeq and is a predicted model, not a curated record. Bases 2483 to 4567 code for a protein of 694 amino acids. NCBI's taxonomy places the organism in Eukaryota, Metazoa, Chordata, Mammalia, Pholidota, Manidae. Gene Ontology annotation, biological process: protein O-linked glycosylation via mannose. The transcript is spliced from 15 exons. Gene Ontology annotation, molecular function: xylosyltransferase activity; glucuronosyltransferase activity.
GGGAGAAGAAAGAGGUGUGGAGGACAGAGGAGCAGCCUCCCACACACACAGUAUGAGGGCUGCUGUGGUUGGAGCCUGUUUCUCCUCCCUCCCUGCAGGCCUGGGAGAGGAGCAUGGGCACCACCAGGUUGGCAGCUUUAGGGCUGCCUGAAUUACCUCUCCAGAUCCUGAGUCUGAUUAGGUUCCAGAGACAAAGAGUGCUAGUGUGUGCAGAAGGUGCCCAGGGAACCCCCUCCCUACCCGGCCCUUGCCUGGAAUUGGUCACCUGGCUUGGCUGGAAGGGCCUCUAGGCAGGUUGGGCCAGAUCCUCCCUCCUUCAUUCUGCCUUGAGCCACAGGGGAACAAAGCUGGAUCAGUCCAACAGGUACAGAUGAGGACACUGAGGCCCAGAGAGGGGGCCUGACUUGUCUAAGGUCACACAGCCUGGACAGAGCUGGGCCAAACUGGGUCUCAAGCCUAGACAACCAGCACCUUUUCAUAUGCCCACACCUGUUUCCCUUUCUCCCCCCACACCAUCGAACCUCUUGGAGGCCCAGCAGGCAUCUCAGCACUACAGUCUACCCUGAGUGGGUAAAGUUAAGUAAGGUACAGGGUCAGCAUUGUGUGACCACAGUGAGGUCUGCAAACCCAGUUCCUGGCACAGACUCCCUGGCCAAGCCCUAUGUACUAUACCUGCUCCCUCACAUUUACUCCAUAUAAUCUCUGCUGAAGGUCUUGGGGAGGGAUUCACCCACCCCCAUCCCAGCUCCAGCCUAGAGAUGCGGGUCAGGUGUCCUGGAGGCCCAAAGCUCCAGAGGCCUGGAUGGCCCCUGCUUUCCCUUAUCUUUUCUUAAACUCUAGAUGUGCAAGGAGCUGCCACCAGUCUCCAUGGCAAACGUUGCCCCUGACCUCCAAAGGGCCACAGCCCAACCUUCCUUCAGACCCCCAAUCUUCCAGAAAAAGGCAUCUGGCAUCUUGGGAGAGGAGAUUUGAGGGGUUGGGAGGGUCUCAGCCUGGGCCGUUUUCCACAGCUUCCUUUGGGGUUGGGGCCUUUCAGGACCCUAUUUUUAUAGCUGAAGUUGGGCUAAAGGGCCCCUGGCACAGCAAGGUACCGGAAGGCUUCCGGCACAUACUUAGCAUUGGGUCUGUGCUGGGCCCUGGCUGGGCACUGGGGACCCAGCACAGGGCAAGACAGACAGGGCCCAGUCCCGGAGCAGCUACCUUCCGGGGGUGCGGGAGCAGGCUAUAAACAAGGCAACAAGGUCAACUUUGAAGAAGUGCUGGGAAGAAAACAACCCAAGGGAUGUGGAAGGAGGAGCCAGCCUUAUGAGAAUCUUGGCGGAGUCCUGGCAGAGGGAACACCAAGGGCAAACCCUGGUCAGGAAACCCUCAGGGAGGAGCAGCAGGAAGCUUUGCCUGAAGGGUAGAGGCUGGCAGGGGUCUGGGGAAGGGGCCAGAGGGUGUCCUAAAGGGUCACUGCAUCUCUGGGGGCAGUGGGGAGGAACGCCCAUGUCACAGAACUGAGGGGAGUUAACUGAGGGCCUGGCGCUGGAGUGUAUGUGCUCAAUCAACUGUAGCUGCUUUUUGUUCACCGUCCAGAGUGCCCACCACUCCCUCCAGGGCCAUGGUCUAGGUGGGGCCUGCUGUGGGUUUCCACGUGGGUAGGUAGGAAGAAGAAAUCCAGGCCGGGCACAAUUGUACAGGUCCAGGCAAGGGUUGGGGAUCCCCAGCCCUGCCCAAGAGGCCCAGGCCAAUGGCGUCAUUGAGGCCCCUCGCCAGCUCCGGGGCAGGAGGCGACUUUCAGGAGGACGCUUUGUCUGGGCUGCGCCAGAGCCAUCGCCAGGCGGGCCCGACCACCUGGACUUAGUCGAGGUGGAGCAGAUGGGGGAGCAGGGGUUUCCAGGUGCUCCACAGCUCCCGGGCAGGUCUCGGCCAGCCCCGCCUCCCGUCCUCGGGGCAGGUGUCUCCAACCCCCGUCGCCCUGCUUUCCAGCCUUUUUCCCCCUUACUCCGGCCAUCCCUUUGAUCCCGGGCCCGCGGUCACGGACCCCUCCUUCAGGGGCAGGUUAAGGGGAGGAGUCGGAGCCCCAGAACACGGAAGAGGGGGAUGGGCUCAGAACAGAUUUCAGGGAACGAGCCUUCCUGGGAGGUUGCUCCCGCUCCCUCCAGCUGUCCCGUGGUAUCCGGGGGUCCUCUCCGGCUGCUGGAGGAGGGCGUCGGAUGCCGGGGAAGGAGGCGGCCCAAACCCCCAGGGGUCUCCCCGCCCCUUCGGGUUCAGUCAAGCAGAGGUGAAACCUGAACUCAGGUUGGGGGCGGGGCUGGCUCUUGCGCCGACUGGGCUGGCCUGCGCCUCCACCCCCGUUUUCCUUCUACCCCUCUUUUCCCUGCCCCCGGGCCAGCUUCUGAAAGAGUAAAGUCGGGGUCUUCGAGCCGCUGGAGCAGGGCCGGCGAUGGAGCCCGAAGCCCGGGGGCGCUCCCCACCCUGAGGGCCCAAGCAGGCGGCCAUGAUGCCCCGAGGGCGCCCCCGGGCGCUGGGGGCGGCCGCUCUGCUCUCGCUGCUGCUGCUCCUGAUUGGAUUCUUCCUGUUCCGCGGGCACCCGGAGUACGGGCGGCCGCAUGGGGUUGCUGCCCUGGAAGGAGACCCACCAGCGGACCAUAGGGGCCACAACAGCUCGGACUGCGUGCCUCCGCGGCCGCUGCUGCCCAAGUGCGAGCUCUUGCAUGUGGCCAUCGUGUGUGCAGGACAUAACUCCAGUCGAGAGGUCGUCACCCUGGUGAAGUCCAUGCUUUUCUACAGGAAAAAUCCACUGCACCUCCACUUGGUGACUGAUGCCGUGGCCAGGAACAUCCUGGAGACACUCUUCCACACAUGGAUGGUACCGGCUAUCUGGGUCAGCUUCUAUGAUGCUGAUGAGCUCAAGACCCAGAUCUCCUGGAUCCCCAACAAGCACUACUCUGGCCUCUAUGGGUUAAUGAAGCUAGUGCUGCCUGGGGCCCUGCCCCCUGACCUGGCCCGUGUCAUUGUCCUAGACACAGAUGUCACCUUCACCUCUGACAUUGCAGAACUUUGGGCACUCUUUGCCAACUUUUCUGACAAGCAGGUGAUCGGUCUUGUGGAGAACCAGAGCGACUGGUACCUGGGCAACCUCUGGAGGAACCAUAGGCCCUGGCCUGCCUUGGGCCGGGGAUUUAACACAGGCGUGAUUCUCCUGUGGUUGGACCGGCUCCGGCAGGUUGGCUGGGAGCAGAUGUGGAAGCUGACAGCAACGAGGGAGCUCCUCACCCUCCCUGCCACCUCUCUGGCUGACCAGGACAUCUUCAAUGCUGUAAUCAAGGAGCACCCAGGGCUGGUGCAGACCCUGCCCUGUGUCUGGAAUGUGCAGCUGUCAGACCACACACUGGCUGAGCGCUGCUAUUUGGAGGCGUCUGACCUCAAGGUGAUCCACUGGAACUCACCAAAGAAGCUGCGUGUGAAGAAUAAGCACGCAGGAUCCUUCCGAAACCUCUACCUGACCUUUCUGGAGUAUGAUGGGAACCUGUUGCGCAGAGAGCUCUUUGGGUGCCCCAGCCCACCCCCACCUGAGGCUGAGCAGUUGCAGCAGGCCCUGGCACAGCUCGACGAGGAAGAUCCGUGCUCUGGGUUCCGGCAGCAGCAGCUCAGUGUGCACCGUGUGCACAUCACCUUCCUGCCCCAUGAGCCACCACCCCCCAGGCCCAAUGAUGUUACCCUAGUGGCCCAGCUCUCCAUGGACCGGCUGCAGAUGCUGGAAACACUGUGCAGGCACUGGCCAGGCCCCAUGAGCCUGGCCUUGUACCUGACAGAUGCAGAGGCCCAGCAGUUCCUACAUUUCGUCGAGGCCUCGGUGGUGCUCUCUGCCCGGCAGGACGUGGCCUACCAUAUGGUUUACCGCGAGGGUCCCCUCUACCCUAUCAACCAGCUUCGCAAUGUGGCCUUGGCUCAGGUCGUCACGCCGUAUGUCUUCCUCAGUGACAUUGACUUCCUGCCUGCCCACUCCCUCUAUGACUACCUCAGGGCCUCCAUCGAGCAGCUAGAGCUUCGCAGUGGGCGGAAGGUAGCUCUGGUUGUGCCAGCAUUUGAGACCCUGCACUAUCACUUCAGCUUCCCCAGUUCCAAGGUGGACCUGCUGGCCCUGCUGGAUGCUGGUGCUCUCUACACCUUCAGGUACCACGAGUGGCCCCAGGGCCAUGCACCCACAGACUAUGCUCGCUGGCGGGAGGCUCAGGCCCCAUACCAUGUGCAGUGGGCCGCUGACUAUGAGCCCUAUGUGGUGGUGCCGCGUGACUGUCCCCGCUAUGACCCCCGAUUUGUGGGCUUUGGCUGGAAUAAAGUAGCCCAUGUCAUGGAGCUGGAUGCACAGGAGUAUGAGCUCCUGGUGCUGCCCGAGGCCUUCACCAUCCACCUGCCACACACCCCAAGCCUUGACAGCUCUCGCUUCCGCUUCAGCCCUACCUAUCGUGACUGCCUCCAGGCCCUCAAGGAUGAGUUCCACCAGGACUUGUCCCGCCACUAUGGGGCUGCUGCCCUCAAAUACCUCACUGCCCUGCAGCAGCCCCAAGGCCCCACCUGACCUUAGGCUGGGCCUGCGCAGUUCACCCCUACCCUUUGCCUUGGCUCUUGUGCACACUCCCUGAAGACACUGGGGCAACCUUGCUGACCUUCCCACCAGCCCUGCUAUUUAAAUUAUUUAAGUCUCUGUGGGAAGGGCUGCAGUGGAGCACCUGUGGGUUGGGUUUUAGGGACUUCCCUUGCUGCUAUCUAUGCCUGGGGUCUAGUCUCUGCCCCCACUGGUUUGGGGCUCAUUUCACCAUCCCCAGCUCUACAUCCCCUUUUCAUAAUUAAAGUUUUAAAAGCACUUUUUCAUGUUCCCCUUGGCUUGGGGCAUGAGGGCAUCAGUAAGCCCUGGGAGGUGCUGGUAUCGCUGGGGUCACUGGAGGACCUGGCCAUCCCCUGGAGGAUGACUGGAAUAUGUCUUGUCCACCCUUCCCCUGCCCCAAACCCAUCAUCAUGAGGCUGAGAGACUUUAUUUGGCUUUAUUUAGUAAAAUGUUAAAAUAAAUAAAUACAAAUUGA